Messenger RNA from Ichthyophthirius multifiliis, 2346 nucleotides. Its product is annotated as major facilitator superfamily protein, putative. The transcript is spliced from 8 exons. Lineage: Eukaryota; Ciliophora; Oligohymenophorea; Hymenostomatida. The record is from RefSeq and is a predicted model, not a curated record.
AUGAUUUUAAAUUUUAAAAUAUAAAUUAUUUUAUUCCAUUUAUUUAAAGAAACGUGUUAGUUUUAUUGGAUUACUGAUUGUAAUUAUACUUUCUUUUCAUUUAGUUUUAUUAAGAUACCUGAUAGUUGUUAUGGAGAUAAAAUUUGUUUUUAAAAAUUACUUUAAAUUACUAUUGCUGGCAUAAUUAGAUUCGUUAUUUGCUUUGUAUGGUCUAUUAUUUAUAUUUAUAUUACAGAAUUAUUUCCUACAACUGUUAGAAACCUAGCUUUAGGAUUUAGUUCAUCUGCAGGAACUAUUGGUAGCACAGCCGCACCAUAUGUCAAACUAAUAUGCUUAAGAAUUAAUUUAUCAUCUAUGGUUCCUUUAGGAUUUAUUGGAAUUGCCGGACUUGUAUGUCUUAUUCCUUUAAAAGAAACUAAGGGAGAAAAACUAAUAGAUUAAAUUGAAGAAUUAAAUAAUUAGGAAGAUGAUUUGUUUGCUGUUGAAAGAGACACAAGUGACUCUUUAAUAGAAUCAACAAAAACACAUUUUCUUAAUAUUUAUUUUAAAUGUAUUAAUUAUGCAACUCUUGACCCUAUGAAAAUAUAAUCUUUAAAAUAAAAUAAUUAUGAUCUUGAUAUUAUUACAUAUGAAUUGCUUCAUGAUGAUUGGGAACUUUAAACAAAUAAAAAUAUUUAUGAAGAAAUAUAAUAUGCACUUAGAAUUUUCGAUAUAGAUUAAAGCUUAUUUUAUAUAGAAUUUAUUAUGAAUAUAGAUAUUAAAACUAUUAAAAAGUUAAAUGAUAAUUGUGAAAAAUUAAGAAUUUAUCAUGUUUAAAAAAGCGAAUUUCAACCUGAAUAUAUAGGAUCUAAUGGAAACGAUAUGUAUACUUUUUAUGGAUUUGGAAUAUUAAGAGAAUUUAUUGAAGUUUUUUAAAUAAAAUAUCGUUCAAUAAUAAAAAGUAUAAGAUAUCUAAGUUUAGGGUAUAGCAUUAUAAAAAUAGUUUAUAUUUUAGUUUAUAAAUAAGCAUAUAUUAUUAAUACAAUUUAAGAUUGUUUAGGAUUAUUUAUUCUAUUACUUUUUUUGUCAACUUUACAUUACUUACAAUGUAACACAUUUCAUGAAAUUAUUUUUGGAAUUGUAGAUAUGAAAAGAAAAGUUUUUAUGAUGGAAUAAUUAGCUUUUUUAAUUUCUCCAAGAAAGAUAAAAUCAAUAGAUUCAGAUAAAAUAUUCCCUACAAUAAAUAUUUUUAAAGGAUUAAAUUUAAAAGGAUGGUUAUUACUACGAUAAGUAUGUCAAGAAUAUGGUAAGAAAUAUGAAUUUAGACAAUAAUAUACUUUUUAAGGAGUUUUUGUUAUGGGAAUGGUUGGAAUAAUAUCAAUAGCUUUAUAAUUUUUUGAAAUAUUUAAGAUGGAUGAAUAUAUUAAUGUAUUAAUAAUUUUCGAUACAUGCUUAGUUUUUAUAAUAUUGAUAAUUAUAUUUUAUUAUGGGGCUUAUAUCAAUAGCAUGUAUGAUUUACAUGAUUUUAUUUUAAAUUAAAAUAAGAUUAUUGUUUAAGAUAUAUGUAGACUGAAAAAUAAAUACUUUGAAUCAGAUUUUAAAUCUUCGAAUUUUAUAUAUUCUAAGGCAAUUUAAAAAAUAAAUUAAGAAAUUAAAAAUUUACAGAAUAUAGAUAUAUAAUCAUAUUUAAAUGAUUUAGUUUUAUAGUAUAAUUAAAUUAUUUCUGAAUUAUAGUUUUUAAAGGAAAAUAAUGCUUUUAAAAUUAUAAAUAUAAAAGCUACUUUUAAUUUGUUAGAAAAAUGUAUUGUAGGUAUAUCGAGUAUUGCUAUUACUUUCAUAGGAAAAUAUUUAAGUGAAAAUUAUAUAAAACUUGAUAGAUAACAUUUCUUUUUUAAUAAAAUAAAAAAAGUAAAUAUAAAGGAAUAAAAAAAAAAAAAAUUUUUGCUUUGUAAAUAUUUUCUAUUAAUUUUAUAAAAAUAAUUUAUUGUAAAAAAUAAAUUAAAUUUAUUUAUUUUUAAAUCAAAUUAAAAAAAAUAUAUUAUAAAUAUAAAUUUUUUAAAUAAUAAAAUAAUAUUACAAAUAACAUAUAUGUUAAAUAUAUAAUAUAUAUUAAUAUAAUAAAAAAGAUUUUUAAAAAAGAUAUUUUAGAGAAAAAAAAUUAAAAAAAUAAAAAUAAAAAUUAAAUAUAUAUAUAAUAUAUAUAUAUAUAUAUUCUUAUUUUUUAUAUAUUAAUAUAAAAUUAUUUAAGAACAAAAAAAAUAUGUAUUAAAUUAAUUCUUAUCAUAAUAUAAAUCAUUUUUUAAUAUAUAAUUAGAAUAUACGAUUUAAUACUUGUAAUUUAAGUUAACAUAAUAAUAUUGUGAAUGA